This is a messenger RNA of Python bivittatus (Burmese python), 1557 nucleotides long. RefSeq names its product complement factor properdin (gene CFP). The record is from RefSeq and is a predicted model, not a curated record. NCBI's taxonomy places the organism in Eukaryota, Metazoa, Chordata, Lepidosauria, Squamata, Pythonidae.
UUGCUGAGUCAGAACCCAUCAUGGAGAUCCUGGGGUUGAAGAGGUUCCAGUUCCUCCUAGUAGUAUGCUGGUUUUUUGUGAGCCUGGAAGCCCCUGCAGAGGCCGAGAAUACUUUGUGCUACAAAGACUUUAAUGAAGUCUCAGGGACCUGCAGCAACCUGUUGGGAGCUGAAAUUUCCAAGGAAGACUGCUGCCUAAACCAUCAGUAUGGUUUCCAGUUGAAACAAGGUGGGCCCUGCCAGUCCUGCCGCGAAGCUAAGUGGAGCGAAUGGACCUCAUGGAGUGCAUGCUCCGUCUCGUGCACCGAAGGUGUCCAGCGGCGCAGUCGGUCAUGUUACGGCUACCGCCCAGGCACAUGUCUGAGUGGUUCACGUGAGUGGGAAAUGAAAGCCUGCGUUCUGAAAGACUGUUGCCCUGUGAUGGGUGGCUGGUCGGAAUGGAGCAACUGGAAGCCUUGCUCAGUGACCUGUCUAACUGGGACCCAGUUAAGAGAACGAACUUGCACCAAACCAGCCCCCAACUGUGGAGGCACCUGCCAAGGAGACAGCAGAGAAAAUAGGCCCUGUGAUACCAAGCAGAUUUGUCCAACCCAUGGAAACUGGGGCAGCUGGGGAUCUUGGCAGGGCUGCUCCAAGACUUGUGCUAUAGAAGGCUCAGCUACAAAGCCUCAGCAGCUACGAACCCGUCUGUGUAACAACCCCUCACCUUCCAGCAAUCCUCCAGGCAUGCCGUGUCCAGGAGCUAGCCAGGAAUCGCGAAGCUGCGUAGGACUGCCCUACUGUCCACAGGAUGGCAAUUGGGGCAUCUGGAAACCACUCCAAUCCUGCAGUGUGACCUGUGGGGUUGGCCAAAUAUUGCAGAGGCGUCUGUGUGAUAACCCUGCACCAAAGCACAGAGGGAAGGACUGCUCUGGGGAAAGCAUACGUAAUCAACCCUGCACCAUCAAGGUGCCCUGCCCAGUGGAUGGUCAUUGGAGUGAAUGGUCUCCUUGGAAGCCCUGUGGCCGUAUGGUCUUAAGUUAUAACAUUAAGUGCGACGAUAUCACUGGCAUUCAGUUAAGGAACAGGAGCUGCAUUGGACGGCACCAUGCGGGCAAGCGUUGUGCAGGACCUCUCAGGGAAUCCAGGGCCUGCUACAAUAUCGAAGGCUGCUUUAUGCCAGGAACCUGGACAGAUUGGAGUUCUUGGGGUCUCUGUGAGCCAGCUUGUGGACCUGAACCUAAAAGAUCUCGCAAGAGAGUCUGCGAACCCAUCUACCCUAAUUAUUCAAUGGUAGUGGAAGCAGAGAAUGGAAGGAGAGAUAAUGUAACCUUUUGGGGAAAACCAAAAGCUGGAUGUAAGCCUCUGGACGGACAGUCCAAGGAAGUGGUGGAAAAACUCGCGUGCCAAAAUGUGCCACCUUGUGAAGGCUGAUUUUGCAGAACCAGAUGCUAUAAAUUGCUGUACUGGAAGUUCCUGCAAAUUAGAAUAUAUGAAGAAAUGUAAGAAAUGCUGACUUCUGCUUCCUGUGAUCUUUGCACCCCUCUAUCGUCUGCUUCCUUUUUUUUUUUUUUUUAAA